Messenger RNA from Sycon ciliatum, 3237 nucleotides. RefSeq lists its product as uncharacterized. Gene Ontology annotation, biological process: DNA integration. NCBI's taxonomy places the organism in Eukaryota, Metazoa, Porifera, Calcarea, Leucosolenida, Sycettidae. The record is from RefSeq and is a predicted model, not a curated record. The coding region runs from base 1 to 3237 and encodes 1078 amino acids. Gene Ontology annotation, molecular function: nucleic acid binding. The transcript has a single exon.
AUGGAACAGUGUCCGGACAACAUGCUCGCCCUCAACGGUGAAUCGCUGAAGAUACUGGGUAGCGUCCUGCUGAACCUCCGUCGACUCGACGGACCUGUGCACUUGGACCUACUGACUGCCGUAUCUGUGCUGGUUGUCCCAGACUUGAGUGUCCUGAACACCGACAUGGUCGUCGGCAACGAUGUAGUGACCCGCGCUGGAGGUAUGCACCUGCAAUACGCUGACGGCUGUCUGUCGUCCGUCUCAUUUGGCUGUGCCGCUGUGUCUGCUGCUGUUAGUGCUGCCACUGAUGUGCCACCUAAGCCUGCUGACAGUACUGCUCGCACCUCCAAGCUGUCCCGCCACGUCACGGUCAACCACUCUGGUGACGAUGUCACACUAAGUGUUGAUGAUGGCGAGGUGCACUGGAAUGCAGCCGCCGGCUACUGGAGCAUGAAGUGGCACUGGAGGGACAACAUGCCACCUGCUGAACCAAUUGGGUCAGGGAUUGGCGAAUAUCCCCGCGCCAAACUCACCGCCGAUCAGGAGCUGCAGUUCAAUGCUGAAGUAGAUGCCUGGAUCCAGCAAGGCUGGCUGGUACCACACGAUGCGGAUGUUCACGGACCACCGGGCGCCAUCCUCCCGUUGAUUGCGAAGUGCCAAGAGCACAAGGCCUCAACACCGGUUCGCCCUGUACUGGACUACCGUGGGCUGAACCAGCUCAUCCGCAACCACCCUGGGUGCAACACCCCUGUGUGCGGUGAGAAGCUACGCAGCUGGCGACAGGCUGGUGACAAUUUCCACAUCCUGGAUAUACGGAAGGCGUACCUGCAGGUCCGUCUUGAUCCGUCGCUGGCGAGGUUCCAGACCGUCAUUUACAAGGGCAAGCCGUACGUCAUGAUGCGCAUGGGCUUCGGCCUUGGGAUUGCGCCAAAGCUGAUGAGCCUGAUCGUACAGUACGUCACUGGCCCCUACCCUACUGUAGACAGCUAUGUUGACGACUUGUUCGUGCCUGAUGAUCUCGUCACAACGGUGGAAGACGAGAUGGUGAAGUUUGGCCUACCCACCAAACCUGCUGAAUGCUUGCGAUCAGCCCGCGUCCUUGGUCUCCAGCUUCACAGCUCGAACGACGUCCUGCAGUGGCGACGACGCACAGAUGUCGACCUCUGCUGCCCAGCGAGCCCAACGAAGCGUGAUGUGUUCCGCUGGUGUGGUCGCCUGCUUGGCCACAAUCCUGUGUGCUCCUGGCUCAGGCCAUACACUAGCUACCUGAAGAGAUUGGCUGACUCGCUCACUCCUGGAGGCUGGGACGCCAAGGUACCACCAGAAGUAGUAAGCCUCUGCCAAGAGCUGUCUGGUCGCGUUGAAGGAGAAGAUCCGGUACACGGUGCCUGGUCCGCUCCACCUGCCGCACAAUGGUCAGUAUGGUGCGACGCAUCCAACAUUGCCACCGGAAUUGUGGUGCAAUGCGGUGCAGAUGUUAUCGAGGAUGCGUGCUGGCUGCGUCCGAAGGAUGAUCGUACACACAUCAAUGUCGCCGAACUUGAUUCGGUGAUGAGUGGCCUUCAGCGUGCUACCGCCUACGGCCUCACAAGUGUGCGCCUCCUGACCGACUCCAAGACCGUGCAUGGUUGGCUGUAUAACCUGCUGCAUGACAUCCGCCGUGUCAAGACCAGCGGUCUGUAUGAUGUGCUCGUCCAACGCCGCUUGCAAGCUAUUGACGAGCUUGUCCGCCUCACCGGCCUGUCUGUCGUGGUCGAAUGGGUGCCCUCUGAACGCAACUUGGCUGAUCGGCUGACAAGAGUACCCACUCCAUGGUUGAAGCUCUGCCGUGCCAAGUCUGAGAUGUGUGCUGUCGCUGGUGAUACCACUAACCCCGCCGUGGCCCCGCCCAUGGCUGUUGCCACUAUCCGCGCAGCGCAGCAGAAUGAUGGACCGAUUCUGGCUGCCAUUCACGAGGUAUCCAAUGGGCUUCCUGUGUCGGCUGCAUGCUACCGGAGAGUUGCUGCUCAGCUGGUCGUGAAGGCUGGCCUGCUUCGCCGAAGCGUGAAAUUGCCCGAUGGUGACAUCGCUGAAGUGCCGGUGGUUCCCGAAUCACUGACUGAUGAGCUACUGGACAGGGCGCACAACAACACUGGGCAUGGCGCAUGGGAGUCCAUGUAUCGCACUCUCCGCCGACACUGCUAUUUUCCGAGAAUGGCUGAACGCUGCCAAGAAAUCGUAAGCUGCUGUGCGCAGUGCUGCUGUGCUAACCCUCGCCGUGGUCAGAUUCCUCCUCCGACUCGCACUGUACUGCCGGACCGACCCUGGAGUGUCAUCCAGCUGGACACCCUGGAACUUGGCGCAAGUAAAUCUGGUGAGUUCCAUUCCGUUCUGGUCUGCAUCGACAUGUUCUCGAAAUGGGUGGAAGUGGCUCCGCUACGCCGUCACGAUGCGCAAUCCGUGGCUGAUGCAUUCGUGCAGAUUUGCACUCGCUGGGGGCCCCCUGAUAUGGUCCGUCUCGACAAUGGCACUGAGUUCAUCAACGCUAUCGUCCGCUCUGUGUUUGCUAUGUUUGGAGUCACCAUCCAAACUGGAGCAGUACGCCAUCCCCAAUCGCAGGGCUGUGUUGAACGAUUCAACAGGACACUGCUGCCUCUGAUGAGGAAGGUCCUAUCCGAAUCGUCUGACUGGAAUGCUGAUCUGAACACACUGCUGUACUUCUAUCGUAACCGACCUCAUUCCGCAACCAAGAUUUCGCCGAUGGAAGCCAUCUGUGGUUGGACACCCCACCAGUUGAUCGCUGAUCCAGAUCGGACUGUGGAUGAUGGCAGCAACUGGUCUCGGGAUCACCCUGCUCGGUGUGCUCGACUGCGCGACCUCGUGGAAUCCGAGUUAUCCGACGCUGAUCGCAUCCAAGAGGAGACUGUGCCUGUCUAUCACACUGGUGAUCACGUUCUUCUCCGCCGUCCUGACCGUCACCAGAAGCGUCUACCGAUGUAUGAACCUGGUUGGCAAGUCAUUCGUGUUCUGUCCCCCUCGACUGUGGUGAUUCGACGGUGUGAACCUGUACGUGGUCGCAAUGCUGAGAAAGUAGUGAAUGUCGACCUGAUCAAGCUCGACCCUCACCCCGUUGCCGCAGAUGCAGAUGUUGACUCUGCUGAUGAUCGUGAUGACAUCCCUGCUAUCAUCCAAAUCGACAUGGAUCCGCAGCUUGACCAAGCCUACGGACUUCGUCGCCGGGCUGCAAUCCGUCCUCCUCAGCGGUUCCGUGACUAA